Messenger RNA from Paralichthys olivaceus (Japanese flounder), 1714 nucleotides. Lineage: Eukaryota; Metazoa; Chordata; Actinopteri; Pleuronectiformes; Paralichthyidae. The record is from RefSeq and is a predicted model, not a curated record.
GGUAAACCGGAAAAGAAACAGAGCACUUCGUGUUUUUGUGUCGGUGAAAUAUUUGUUUUUUUUUUUCUGGAGAAAAUCUUUUGGUUUUCACACAGAAACUAAAAAUGGGGAAGCGGCAGCACCAGAAAGAUAAAAUGUACAUCACGUGUACAGAGUACACGAACUUCUAUGGAGGAAAACGAAACGUUAUCCCUCAGGCAAACUUCAGACGCCUUCCAUUCGACCACUGCAGCUUGUCCCUUCAGCCAUUUGAGUAUCCUGUCUGCACGGAGGAGGGAGUCGUCUUCGACCUGCUGAGCAUCGUUCCCUGGAUUAAGAAGUUUGGCACCAAUCCGAUCUCUGGAGAGAAACUGGAAGCAAAGUCCCUCAUCAAACUCAACUUUGCCAAGAACAACGAUGGGAAAUAUCACUGCCCCGUUCUGUACAACGUCUUCACAAACAAUUCUUACAUCGUCACCAACAAGGUCACAGGCAACGUCUUCUCUCAUGAGGCUGUGGAGCAACUCAACAUUAAGACCAAGAGUUACAGAGAUUUGCUGAGCGAUGAACCCUUCACCAGAAAGGACAUUAUCACACUUCAGGAUCCAACAAACCUGGAUAAAUUUAAUGUUUCCGACUUUUUCCACGUGAAGAACAACCUGAAGGUGUUGGAUCCAGAUGAGGAAAAGGCCAAACUGGACCCGUCGUACCACCUGAAGAGCACCAACCUCGAGACCAGGGAGACCUUAGCUGAACUCUACAAAGACUACAAGGGCGAUCAGCUGCUGGCGUCCACCAUGAAGGAGCCCGCGGCCAAGAAGACGGACAAGUUGAACGCUGCUCAUUACUCCACAGGCAGAGUUUCCGCCUCCUUCACAUCCACGGCCAUGACUCCUGCAACUACACACGAAGCAGACGCCAUCGCAGACGACACCGUGCGUUACCAGUACGUGAAGAAGAAAGGCUACGUCCGUCUACACACAAACAAGGGGGACCUGAAUCUGGAGUUACACUGUGAUAAGGUUCCCAAAGCUGGAGAGAACUUUGUCCGUCUGUGUAAAAAAGGAUUCUACAAUGAUACGAUCUUCCACAGAUCCAUCAGGAAUUUCAUGAUUCAAGGAGGAGACCCGACUGGCACCGGUACAGCUUCGCGUAAAUACCUCCAGCAACUUAAGAUCUUCAUCACAUUCCGCUCGUGCAUCUACCUCGACAGAAAGCACACAAUCUUUGGCAGGGUUGUUGGGGGGUUUGAGACCCUCACAGCGAUGGAGAAUGUGGAGAGUGAUCCCAAAACCGACAAACCAAAGUCGGAGAUCAAGCUCAUCAGUGCGACAGUGUUCGUGGACCCGUACGAAGAGGCCGACGCCGAGAUCGCAGCAGAGCGAGAGAAGGAGCUGCAGAGGCAGGAGGAGGAGAAGCAGCAGGUCUCCCUGAAGAAAACCAAGGAGGAGGAGGCGCCAAAGACCUUCAAGGAGGGUGUGGGGAAAUACAUCAACCCUUCCACAGCAAAGCGUCCGGCAGCUGAAUGUGACAGCGGACCGUCCACCAGCGGAGCGGCUGCACCCAAGAAGUCCAAAGGCAAGACGAGUCUCGGAGACUUCAGCUCCUGGUAGCAGCGACACUCCGUUCUGUAUUUUAUGAAUGAGUCUCAUUCACACCUACAUGUCUGUUAUUGUUCAUCUCUCAGUUUUUGGCGUCUUGUGAAAGUUUAGAUUAAAGCUACGUUUUUAUCAAA